CGAGGCAGCCCAGCCAGAAGCAGUUUCCUGCCGUUCCCUCUACAGUGGCCACCCCCCGCAGGAUCUGAUAACCAAACGAACGAAUCUGUUCUCCGCACUCACCAAGGCGUCUGCACCUCAUAUUUUCGGCGACUUGAACAAACCAAACCCGCGCACCCUCCCGACACGACUAUCUUCAACAAUCGCAAGGCAGAAAAUCCAGCGCAUGCACGGUCGCAUGUAGUCCCCUUCACGAUGUCGACCGACGCUGUCAGCGCUCCAAUCUCGGAGCCUGCACCUGGGCCGGCGCAAUCAACCACUGGCGACUACGACGAGGAGCCAACGCUUGGCCAGAUUGAAUGUGCAAAACCCGCCUUCCUCCACUCGCCACCCGACAGUAAUAAUGCGCCCAAGUCGGAAGCCAGCGAUUCCGAGCUCAGCGACCUCGACGAGGAUGCCGUUGAUCCAUCCGCGCCUGCGAACCAAGAUGAGGCGGCGCCGCCGCCGCCGCCCGAGGACGACAUUGGCGAAGUCCUUCCCGACCACUGGUCCGGGACGGUACCCGUCUUCAAGCCGACGAUGCAUCAGUUCAAGGACUUUAAGCUAUUCAUGACCAAGGUCGAUCAUUAUGGAAUGAAGUCCGGCAUCGUCAAGAUUAUCCCUCCCUCCGAGUGGAAAAACAACCUCCCCCGACUCGACGACCUGGUGAAGCAGAUUCGAGUAAGAGAACCAAUCAAGCAAGACAUCAUGGGAUCGAAUGGAACCUACCGCCAAGUCAAUAUCCUUCAUCAAAGAUCCUAUAAUCUCCCGCAGUGGCGACAACUUUGCGACCAGAGUGAACAUCAACCCCCAGCGAGGCGAGGCGAGCGCCGAGCAAACGUUGAAAAGCCGAAACCCCGAUCCGCCCCCAAAUUUCGUACAGAGGCGAAAUCAACUCCGGCCGGGUCUAAGAAGCGGGGUCGAGGCCGACCGCGCCGGGGUAAAGCUAAGGGCAGGAGUCAAGAAGACGAAGAUGAGGCCCAAGACGAACAAGAGGAUGAGAAGCGACCGAUGACUCCCGUCUCCCCCAAGCCGGAUGCGGAUGUCAAGGUUGAGAAAGAGGAAAUUGUCGACUCCGUGGAAGACCCUGGAAUUCAUGUUGACGAAGAAGAAAUACCAGCCGUGGGCAGAAUGGGCCGUAUGGGUGGCACGAGACAGGCGAAACCAAAGACCCAGACUGUCUCGGCCCGUCGGAAGUAUAGCAAGAGAGAAGGUUCCGCAAUGAUUGACGAAAAGGCGUUCGAGGAUUUUGAUUAUCAGAUGGAUGUCUCUGACUAUACCCCGGAGCGCUGCGAGGAACUCGAGAGGAUAUACUGGAAAACCCUCACGUACGCCCCGCCGCUGUAUGGCGCAGAUCUCAUGGGAACUCUCUUCGACGAGUCAACAGAAAUGUGGAACUUGAACAAGCUUCCCAAUCUGCUGGAUGUUCUCGGGACAAAGGUUCCCGGUGUGAACACGGCUUAUCUCUACUUGGGCAUGUGGAAGGCCACUUUCGCAUGGCACUUGGAGGACGUUGACCUUUACAGCAUCAACUACCUCCACUUUGGCGCCCCGAAACAAUGGUACAGCAUUUCACAAGCCGACGCCCGUCGCUUUGAGGCUGCCAUGAAGAACAUAUGGCCCACGGAUGCCAAGGCUUGCGAUCAAUUCCUUCGCCACAAGGGAUUCUUGAUUUCCCCGUCGCACCUCAAGCAGCACUACAAUAUCACGGUCAAUAAGUGCGUUUCGUACCCUGGUGAAUUUGUCGUCACUUACCCCUACGGCUACCAUUCGGGAUACAACCUGGGCUACAACUGCGCCGAGGCUGUCAACUUCGCGCUCGACUCUUGGCUUCCGAUGGGCAAGAUCGCCAAGCGUUGCGAAUGUGCACAGGCGCAGGACAGUGUUUGGGUUGACGUAUACGAUAUCGAACGAAAACUACGUGGUGAGCCGACUCCCGAGUACGAGGAAACUGACGAAGAAGACGACGAGGACGACGAUGAUGAGGACGAAGACGAUGCUACUGGCCUUCUGUCUCCUCCUGAUAGCAACGGCAUUGUCAAGUCGGCUCGCAAACGAAAGCGCGUCACUGGAGAUAAAGGCAAGACAAGAACCAAGAGAAUCCGUCUCAAGGUCAAGACCCGCGCAGAGCCGACGUGCUGCCUCUGCCCAGGCGACAUUCCUGGCGCAGAAGUCUUGCCAACAGAUGAUGGCCGCAAGGCCCAUCGGAUGUGCGCACUAUACCUGCCCGAAACUUACAUCGAUAUCGUCGACGGAAAGGAGGUCAUUGCGAACGUCGCCAACAUCAACAAGGAACGCCUGGAUCUCAAGUGUCUCUACUGUCGCUCGAAGAAGGGUGCCUGCUUCCAAUGCUCCCAGAAGAAGUGUGCCCGGGCCUACCACGCCACAUGUGCGGCUGCAGCGGGUGUCUUUGUUGAGGAAGCCGAAGUUCCCGUCUUUGGCGAGGACGGAACUGAGUAUAAGGAGCAAGCAUUCGAGUUCAGCUGUCGCUUCCAUCGUACCAAGCGUGAUAGGAAACAUGAUGGUGAUAUCUUGGAGGAUGAUGUGCGCAUUCGCGAUGCUGCGGCAGCGCUGACCAAGGGAGAGAUUUGCCAGUUGCAGUACUUCAAGGGCGACAUCUUUGCUGGUGUCGUGGUUGAGAACCACGCCGAUGAGCAGAUGUUGCUCCUCGACAUUAUCCCCAACGGUGAUCGUCUCGAGGUUGAAUGGAAGUGGCUUUUGCUGCCCGACCCGUCAGACUACCACCUCUCGAAGGCUUCUGUCAAGGCUAUCCCAAUGCCAUCGUCGCAGAAAGCCAAGAAUCAACUCAAUGCGAAGCGUCCUGCUGAUGAAAUCCCCCGGAAGGAUGCUCCAUUCAUCGAGGGCUAUACAUGGGCAGAAUUCCACCCAUGCCAUGAUUGUACUAAUCCCAACCAGACCAAGGUUGAUUUGUCGAAAGAAAGCCAAGUCUGGCACUACCUCGGCAAGACCUCAACGGAGGCGAAGGCACAGUACUCUGAUGAUCCCGCCAAGCAGCUGCACAACCCUAAGAGCAAUUUUCUUGACACUAUUCCGAAGCCUCCUAAGCCUGUUUCCGCAAGCACGUCGCAUCGCAGGGUGUCAGCCAUUCCACCACAGCCAUCGCCAUCGCCCAUGUUUACGCUGGGGGUUGCCAAUCAGAACGGGCCAAAGUCGGAGAAGCCAUACGUUUAUAAGCCCAGGAAGCCUGUCGAAACCAACUAUGCUGGUACUGGAUCUUUCACCACCCAAAAGUUUACACCCAAAGCUUCCGCCUCUCCGAGCCCAGGGGGGCAGCAACUCCACUUCGGAUCUGAUCCUCGAUACCCGAUCCCAGGAACUCAAUUUGUUCAACAGAAGUUUGCGCCUGAUGUACAUCAAUCAUAUGUGCCUCGUCCCGCUCCGGCUGGGCAGGGUUACCACGCAACUCCGAACUCGAUGCACCGGCCAAGCCCGUACAGCACCCCAGGUCCGCAACCUGCAGGGGGUGCGCGACCAUCGCAACGAACGUGGGCGAUGCAGUCGCAGAACCCCAGGCCUCCUUUACCGCCCAGCACUUCGCAAGGCUCAACUCAGCAGAAUCAUCGCAGAUACUCUGCCGCGCCAACGCCUUCUGUCGCUAUGAAGUAUGCAUUCUUCCAGGUUCACCACAAUAGGUCAGAACUCCCCAAACCCAGCAAGUUCAUCAAUAUUACUCACACACUUAACAGAGACUCGAAGACGUAUCGAACUCCUUAUGCUCCAUGGGGAGGAUUCACCAAUGGAUAUGAAGGUAACCUGCGAGCUCAUCUUAUGCGAACGUCUCCAGAGGCAUUCUUCAAGAACCGGCAAGGCUCCGUUCAGGGAGGCAUUCCGACACCCGCUCCAACUACCGGUCCGAAUGGACCUGCUUACGGCGACCCAUACCAUAACACACUGACAAAUAUGAUGCCACAAGGCUCUAUUGACAUGUAUGGUGUCAAAACAACGGCCCCUUACUCCUCACCAAAGUCACAGAUGCCUCAGAAUCCCACAAGGACGCAGUUUCACUCAUCGAUAUCUCCAUCCCCUGCACCAGGCGGCUCUCAACCCAGCUCGAAUGGUCAAAGUCAGGAUUGGCAUGCACAGCAGCCACAAUUGGCGCCGCUACACCCAGCGAUUCGGCCACAGUACGGAGUUUGGGCGAACAAGCCACAACAGCAUGCUCGGCAUGCUCAAUCGGCACAACAGCAACCCUCGCAACAGCCUAUUCCACAGCAGACUCCGCAACAGUCUCCUGCCUGCCAGUCUCAACCUACGCAGACGAAACCUCAGGCUGCAGCAAAGUCCGCUGCGCCGAAGGUGCAGUACAAAAUCCCCGAGAAGCAGACACCGGUUCCCUUGCCGGCCAAGUACCUGGCGGCUAUGGGCAAAAUACCCUCGGCCGCCACUCCGUCCAAGGCCAGCUCGUGUUCAACCGGGGCGUCUUUCCAAAGCACGACAUCAUGCCCGGCUCCUAGCUCGGGAAAGGGUGCAAAUCGGACUGCCUCAACGGCAACCGUUGAGGGCUCUUCAGUGCAAGCCAAUUUUCCUUUGCAGGCGCCAACAACGUCAGCUGGUCCAAUGAUAGAAACCGCACCUCGCCUCGCUCAAAGUGCCGUGCCAGUGCCGCCCACGCCGGUCCUGGCUCCAACCUCUCGAAUUCCUUUUACGAACCAAUCAGUGACUACGGCGUUCCCUCGACAGCCUACGCAGCCUAAUCUCCAGGCUUACAAGACGCCGUCGACCCAGCCGUUCACUUCGUCUGUGAAUCAAUCCCGGACUGAGCAUCACUCUCUCAACCCGGCGGAGAUCUUGGCCCAGAUUGCUACCCAACCGCGCAUGAACCCGCCGACUCCCACAACAACUUCACAUCAGUCGAUGCCGUCGCCGGUAGCGCCGCAGACAACUGCCACGCCAGCAUACCAGAACCAUGGUUCGAAUUGGGGAGCGACGCAGCAGCAGCAGCAGCUGGCACAGCAACCCCAAGCCUGGGCACCUUCGCCAGGACAUUGGCAGCAUCACCAACACCAGCAAUAUCAUCAGCAUCAGCAGCCGCAGCAAUACCAACAGCAGUAUCAGCAGCAGCAGCAGCAGCAUCCGCCGCCGUCGCAACAACACUAUACGCAAGCGCAGCCGCCGUACCUCCCACCCCAGCAAGUUCCUGAAGCCGAUGUGCCUCUACCCGAAGUACCCGCGGACUCGACGGCCCUCGUCGAGAGGAUGAUGCAGAAUCUCCGCCGCGCUGCGUUUCAAAGCUGA
Messenger RNA from Colletotrichum orchidophilum, 5274 nucleotides. Its product is annotated as JmjC domain-containing protein. Gene Ontology annotation, cellular component: nucleus. Gene Ontology annotation, molecular function: histone H3K9 demethylase activity; histone H3K36 demethylase activity. The record is from RefSeq and is a predicted model, not a curated record. Gene Ontology annotation, biological process: chromatin remodeling. The transcript has 4 exons. NCBI's taxonomy places the organism in Eukaryota, Fungi, Ascomycota, Sordariomycetes, Glomerellales, Glomerellaceae. The annotation marks the transcript as partial.